Messenger RNA from Dovyalis caffra, 1104 nucleotides. NCBI's taxonomy places the organism in Eukaryota, Viridiplantae, Streptophyta, Magnoliopsida, Malpighiales, Salicaceae. The record is from the annotation of a GenBank genome assembly.
AUGAUAGACCAAAGUAUCCUAUGUCCCAUAAAAUACACUGAGCACAAAAAAGUUACAAAAAAAUUCAAAAAACCAUCUAUAAAGCCUAGAAAGCUACCCUCCGAUGACCGGUGCCGCUUACCAGAAUCCUCAAACCCACAAACAAGACUUAUUAGGGUGAUAGUCACCGAUCACGAUGCCACAGACUCCUCUAGUGAUGAGGAGGGAGAGUUAUUUGGACGGCAAAGGGUGAAAAGAUACGUGAGCGAGAUCAACAUCCAACCUGCAGCCAGCUGCAAAGAAGCUAAUGUCAUUGCUGCUACUAUUUCCAAUAACCGGAAAAGAAGUGUUGGUGAUAUCCCUCAAAGGCCAGCGAAAAAGUCUACUCCUCCGUCAACCAACAAUGGCAGAAAGUUCCGAGGCGUUAGGCAAAGACCUUGGGGUAAAUGGGCUGCGGAGAUUAGAGAUCCUGUUGUACGUCGGCGGAUAUGGUUAGGGACGUACGACACCGCUGAGGAGGCUGCAAGAGUGUACGAUAAUGCAGCCAUCAAGAUACGAGGGCCGGAUGCUUUAACAAAUUUCAUCACGCCGCCUAGUAUCGAGGAGGAGCAAGAGAAAAGUACAGUGGAAGAACCAGAAGGAGAAGAAGAAAAGAAGCCGGAAAUCAAUGUCGACACAGCUUCAGUCUCCGGCUAUGAAUCUGCUGAUGAGUCUCACAGUCUGUCGUCUCCAAAAUCUGUGCUCACAUUCAGAUUACCUUCAUCUGAAUCACACAAACCACCGGUUCAACCCUUCCAAAAAGACGUUAAAAUGGAGCCAAUUGAUCAAGACAAUCAAGAAGCGUUCGGCGAGAGCAAUUCGACUGAUUAUUUACCGCUAGACGCUCCGUUUCUUGAUGAUUUUUUCAACUUUGGAACCUCAGGGCCAACCCUCUUCGACGAUCAAGUUAUAGCGACAACUACGACGACAACGACAUCAGUUUUUGACGAGAGCUUUAUGUCCAAUCAAGAUUUUGGUGACAUAUUUCUCGACCCACUUCAAGAUUUUAGUUCCUUACCUUCGGUUUGCCAAGAGGAUGACGAUUUUUUUCAUUUCUUCAAUUCGGAACCUCUUGCAGCACUUUGA